Ambispora leptoticha is the source of this 2670-nucleotide messenger RNA. Lineage: Eukaryota; Fungi; Glomeromycota; Glomeromycetes; Archaeosporales; Ambisporaceae. The record is from the annotation of a GenBank genome assembly.
AUGACAAAAGAAAAAAAGUCAAAGUCAGCAAAGGCCAAAAAAAGUCACAAGAACAAGCAUAAGCUUUCGUACAAAGAACCUUUCCUUGAUGAGGUCCCUACACGAAUUAGGCUUUCAUUAAAACAGAACGCCGAUACAGGCAAAAAUAAGUCAAAAUCGAAGCGUUCAGAAGUUUCUGACGAUGCACUGGAAGGAAGUGAAUUCGACAUAGAGAUGCGGGAUGCAGUUGUGGAUCAUUAUGAUUAUGAACAGGAUACUGUAAAUGAUAUUAAUGAUUCCACACUAAAUAUUAACGUUGGAGAGACUGGCAAUACGAAAAUAGACACAUCUAAAUCUUCGACAACUAACUCAAACAAGAUGGUCUUGAAGCUAAAAUUCAACUUAGACUCACCACCCCCUACUACGAAAAAGCAUAAGCACAAACACAAGCAUCAUAGGGAACAAGCUGAAAGUUCUUCACAUUCACACAAAAAAGCUACCGGCAAACGUACGACGCGCGAUUCUUCAAAUGAUGAGUCUGAUAAAAAUGUCGAUCUAUUCAAGGAAGACGAUAACAAAUCUUCUCAUGUACGAAAAAAGGCUAAACGCCAUCACAUUGAUGAGAAAAUUGAGAUUAAUGGGGAAAAUAGAAAUAUAGAAAAAUGUAGCGAUAGUGUCAAGCGACAUGUAGAUGAUAAAUCCAAAAAGACAGAGAAAAGGUCGACGAAUAAAGCUAACAUGAAUAAGUCAUAUACUGAUAAUAUCGAUCAUGGCUUAAUCGGAGACACUGUUGGAAAGCGUCUGACAGAUGUUGAUUAUAUGUCAGCUUGUGAUAAGAAAGGAAAGACUAUAAAAGGUGUUGUUAAAAAGGUCAAAGUCGAGAAGAGCCAAACAUUAAAUGAUAUUAAAAGCAAGGAAAUAUUUCAAUAUAGUAAUAAUGGUGAGAAAUUAAUUAAUUAUGAGAGCGCGAACCCUGUAAAAAGUGAAAUAGACGGAGAAUUUAUUUUAGGCGAUGAGGUCAUAAAAGGAAUCAAUCAUGAUUCGAAAGAAUUAUUAAUGCUUGAACUUGCAACCAACACAUCCACAUAUUCGCUCCGUGAAAAACGGUCAUACCCACCAGUUACGGAAGAUACAAAAACAAAAGCCGAUGAACGCAGUUCAUCAAAAGCAGUUAAAAAUACAAAAGUAUUUUGCCAAUCUAAGUGUGAAACUUCUACAGAAAUUGUUUCGGACACAACAAAUGUAGCUCCAUCCAUUUCGAACGAAACCCAAUCAUCAAUACCAUCCCUACAGGAAACAACCAAAACGAUUACAUCAGGUCCAAGCGAUGUACAGAGCAGAAUUAUAAGUUCUGACAUUGCCACAAAAGAAGAUACAGUUAUGUCAACAUCUGUUGGCAAAAAAGGGCCAACACGCAAGCUUGGAAGACCUCCAAAAUUACAAGAACCACAACGUAAAACGAAUCCACGAACUUGGACAUGGCAAAAAAAGAAAAAGGAUCUAAAAACGAUUUUAACAAAAUUAAUGGAUUCUUUUAACAAGAAAGACGCGUAUGGUUUCUUUUUAGAACCAGUCGAUACCGCUAUCGUAACUGACUACCUCACGAUCAUCCAAAGGCCCAUGGAUUUUGGAACAAUGAGACAAAAAAUUGAAAGGAAUGAAUAUUCUUCCAUUGACGAAUUCAAGGCAUAUUUUGUUCUUGUGUGUAAUAAUUGUAAGACAUAUAAUGCACCAGAAACACUUUAUUAUAAAAGUGCGGACAAGUUAUGGCAAUUUGGUGAAAAAGCAAUAGAACGUGAAAGAGAUAGCAUUCUUUUAGAAGAGGAGAGAAUGAAAGCAAUGGUAAUUAGUGCAGGGACAGAGAUCGGACCUCGUGGAAAUAAACCUAGUGGAAAAAGGGCUAUAAAUGUUGCACAAGGCGUCGCAUCUAGUAGAGCUUCAUCUGUUUCAAGGUCAGGGAGACAAGUUCGAAAACAAAGAAGAGGGGAAGCACGUAAACAAUUUGCUCCCGACGGUUCACUCAUACAUAAUGAUCCAUUUACCUUAAUUCCACAACCACCGCCCUUUGGCGAGACACCACUCCUUACAGUUAUAUCAUCUAAAACUCAACCACGCUUUGAAGAUUAUGGUCCGUUUGCAACAUUGGGGGUUGAUCCACCUUUUUUCACGCCAGCAGAUAAAGAAUACAUUUACAAUAUGUUUGGAGAUGAGAAGGGCUAUGCAUACGCAAAGAGCCUUAAAGCAUUUGUGGCGGAUAUGGGCGAAGACAUGAAUGUGCACGUGGAUAAAAUAAUAGAUAAUUUAACUUUUGGUGUUCAUAGCCUUGAUCGACAAGUGUCGCAUAUAUUGUCUAAUUUAGAUCCCAACAGGCCCAUUGAUACUUCGGUUAUUAUUCAAACCGAACUUGGACCUGUGAAUGUGGGUGAAGAAAUUGAACGAAAUAGGCAACUUUCAGAGAUCAAGAAGCAACAAACUGAACUAGAUGUGUGGCAAAAAGAUAAGAUUGAUUUAGACUUUUUGGUCAGUGAUCAAGAAAUAAUAGCUAUGACGAAAUCGAUGGGGAGUGAUCAGCAAAGUUUUCAAAAAAUGUUAGAACUCAAUGCUCAGAAUUUAAGUGAAUUAAUCAAGGCUAAGCAAGGUGUUGGUAAUUUGGAGUCACAACAAAAAGAAAAACAACUAUGGAAAUCUCUA